Telopea speciosissima is the source of this 1529-nucleotide messenger RNA. RefSeq names its product light-inducible protein CPRF2-like. The coding region runs from base 23 to 1426 and encodes 467 amino acids. The transcript is spliced from 6 exons. Gene Ontology annotation, molecular function: DNA-binding transcription factor activity. Gene Ontology annotation, biological process: regulation of DNA-templated transcription. Lineage: Eukaryota; Viridiplantae; Streptophyta; Magnoliopsida; Proteales; Proteaceae. The record is from RefSeq and is a predicted model, not a curated record.
AGUGAAAAGAGAGAGAGAGAAUAUGGAGAGAGUGUUCUCAGUUGAGGAGAUUUCUGACCCGUUUUGGCCAACGCCGACAGCACCGCCAUCUCACCCAACCACGCGAACAGAUGACGAACACAACAAAAUGAAUCGCAGCUAUUCCGAAUGGGCUUUUCAGAGAUUCCUUCAGGAAGCGUCAGCAUCAGAGAAUUCUCCAUCUCCGGCAUCAUCAUCCGCCGCCACCACCACCACAUCUCCAUCUGCUGUAAUUCCCUCCAGCUCUGUUUCUCUCCCUUCGUCUUCAACCAAGAGAGCUAGCGAUGCCGGACGUGAACUUGAUGACGAUGUUAUCGAGAUCAAGGACCCUCCUCCUGUUCCUCUACCUCAGCUUUCAAAUCCUUAUCCGCCUAACGUUCCCAUUGAUUCCGAGGAGUACCAAAAUUUUCUCAAGAAUCGUCUCAAGCUUACCUGUGCUGCUGUUGCCUUGACUCGGGCAUCUUCUGUGAAACCCCAUGAUUCUACUCACUCAGCUGACGGUGGAUCACAGGCUUCAAAUACGUCACAAUUGGGAUCUCAGGCUCUUGGUAAAGGACCGGGAUGCGGUUCCUCUGGGGGACAUGAUAAGGUUGUUGGGGGUCCAGUUGGAAUUCCAGAAUUGCCUGCUAUGCAGAAAAAAAUGGUGGUUCAGGCUAAGCCAACAACCAGUGGGUCUUCAAGAGAGCAGUCAGAUGAUGAUGAUCUUGAAGGAGACACAGAAAAUACUGACAGUAUGGAUCCUUCUGAUGCAAAACGCGUAAGGAGGAUGCUGUCAAACAGAGAGUCAGCCAGACGUUCAAGGAGGAGGAAACAAGCACAUUUGAGUGAGCUGGAGACACAGGUUUCACAAUUGAAAGUUGAAAACUCUUCAUUAUUGAAGCGUCUUGCUGACAUAAAUCAUAAGUUCAAUCAAGCCGCUGUUGACAAUAGAAUUCUUUUAGCAGAUGUUGAAACAAUGAGGGCAAAGGUGAAGGCAGCAGAGGAAACCGUUAAGAGAGUAACAGGGUUGAAUCCACUAUUCCCAUCAUUGUCUGAGAUAUCAACGAUGGGCAUGCCAUUUUCAGGCAGCCCAUCUGAUACGUCUGGAGAUGCUGCUGUCCCAGUGCAAGAUGACCCCAAGCAGCGGUUUUAUCAGUCUGCUCCUCGUAAUGGUGCUAUUGUCACUAAUCCUCCUGAUGGAAGAGUGCUCAAUGGCUUGCCUGACAUUCCUACUGCUCCAGUUACUCCUGUUGAUGAGAUGCAGAACGUAAGUGGGGGCACAAAGAUCGGAACAGCUUCCAUGCAGCGGGUAGCCAGCUUAGAACAUCUUCAGAAACGUAUCCAUGGUGGGCCUGUGCAAUGGGUUGCAGGGUGGGAACCAGAAACCCCCCAAGUAGUGGACAACAGUAACAAGCGUAACUGCUUGUGAAGGAUCAGAGGCCAAAGGAUGUAUUGCAGUAUAUAAUUAAUGGCUCAUGUAUUCAACUCCUAUUCUUUUCUGUUUCAAUUGCAGGUUGACUGUAUGCUAUCCC